UUUGCUGGCUCGAAUAAUAAAAGGGUAAAGUGUGACAUUCAUAAAAAAAAAUUACAAAUGGCUUCCGUUUUUAACUUACGCCUAUCGUAAUCCUAUGUUGGUAUGGUUUUCUAAAAAGGCUACUAAUUCAUCGUGACGAACGUAUUCGAUCAAUAAUUUCAUCUUUUAUUUCAAACUAUGGGUAUACAAGAUCUUCAAACGUUUUUGGAAAACGAAGGUGUUGGAGUUGAUUUAUUUCGAAUUGCUAGAAACCAUGCCGGCGGGUUCCGCUUAGUUCUCGACGCGGAAGGAUGUCUAGAUCGUCUUUAUGGAGGAUAUUUUUCAGAUUGGGCCUGUGGAGGCCAAUGGGCUCGCUGUGUGCAAUUUUUAACCACACUUGCACAGGCACUUGCUGAACAUCAAGUUGCCCUAUGUGUAUGUUUCAAUGGUGCUCAUCCUACUCCACCUGCAUUGCCACAACAUUGGAUACAAACGCAAGCCACAUAUCGCCAAAGAGUGAACUCAGUGCUGCGUCACAUUGCUACAAAGGGCACUCCUCCUCCAAAAGUAUGGUGGGUUCCACCCAUGGGACUACAUUCCUGCCUCAGAACUGCACUAAGAUAUCUUAAUAUCCCAAUAAUGGUGUCUUCUGAUGACCAUUGCCAAGAGGUAGUUGGUCUUUGUAGAGAGAAAACUUAUGCUGGACUUGUUGGAUGCUCUGGAGAAUAUUUAGUCUUUCAACCACCAAGAUACUUUAGCUCAUCACAGCUGAAACUUACAUAUAGGUCAUCAUUGGAGACAAAAGAGUACAUGGUGCAUGAGCUACCGCAAGUAUUAGAUGUGCCACAAGAUCGACUGUGCCUUAUGGCAGCUUUACUUGGUGGUACUAUUCUAUCAGAGCAAAGCCUUGUCGAUUUUUAUAAGCGGUUGGGAAUCACGCAAAAGAAGCAAGUUCCUCCAGAAGCUUUGGUGAAAGCCAUUUGUCAAUAUGUGCGAGAAUUACCAUCCUCGGAUAUCGAUGCUGCAUGCAUUGAUGUCUUUGGUGACCUAAAUGAUCUCCGAGCUGCCAAAUUGAAGCAAGCUGUACAGUAUUAUUUGAAUGGGACUAAAGAUGGAUUUUUAAAAUACAGAACUGCGUCUGGUCGUCGACCAAAGAAUAACAAAAAAAAUCAAAAGUCUGAUAUAAGUCCACAAUCGACUUCUUUAGACUUGGACACUUCUAAACUGGCUGCUGAAUCAUCUGAGCAUGAGCAAAAAGGCUUGGACGACUACAAAUUGGCAACAGCAAAUGCAUCAAUUAACGCCGACUUUAGCAUGGAAGAAAGGCCCUCUGACAUACAGCAUGGACUUGCGGCUGUCUCUCUGGAUUCCGGCGACACGGGUGCAGCCAAGCAGCAAACUAUCAAUCCAGCUGAUAAAAAUGAAAAACCACAAUCUGCUCCUAAAGAGGUUCGUCCUAAUAUAAAGCAAGUCCAUAAUGAAGACAAUUGUCCUCCGGCCCCUGCUGAAGUGCUACGUACAUGUGCCGAGCGACAUGCACGCGGCCUUAUGCAUCCUCAAAUGUUAUCGAUCUUGACACACCGUCAAGUAACUUUACCUGUACUGAUGGAGGACGACAAUCACCGCGAAAUACCCUCCAUACAUCACUUCUUUAGACCUGUUAGACAAAACGUAUACGCCAUUUUGUAUAACAUGCACCACCACCGAUUUAUGGCGCAAAAAGCCAAAGAGGAAGGCUCGACAAGUUCUGUGAAUAAUGAUCGCCCUUGCACUGUACAAGUUGCCGAGUGGAUCUAUUCUCGGGUAAAUCCUGGAAAAAGCCCUGAAGUUGUGCCCGGAGUUGUUCUAGAUUGGCCUGUACCAACUGUGCAACGGCUUUGGUUCGGAACUGCCCAAGAUGACAAAUGUCGUCGUAUGAGAGCAUUCCUGUCGUGCAUGCGCUCUGAUACUCCUUUGAUGUUAAAUACAUCUUAUGUUCCCCAACAUUUGCUGAUUUUGGCCACAGUGUUGAGAUUUAUUAUGACAUCUCAAAUUCAAAUAUUGAGGCGACAGGAGCUAGAUGCAUUUUUGGCCACAGCCUUUUCGAAUGAUCUCAUGAAUGCACUUCAUUUGCAAGAAAUGACCGUAAGUGUGAAAAGUGUAAAUGGUAUAAACUCCCGUGGGGUUCAACUGGGCGCGCUGGUGAUGGCGGGAGCGGAAGCUGCUUUGCUGGCCAACGACGCAUGCGGUGCCCCUGUGCCCUGGCUAGUCGCUGCGCCCUGGCUCUACUUUGAUGGCAAAUUGCUGCAACGCAAUCUGCACCGCGCUAACCACUGCAAACAUCUUGCUCAGCUGUGCGAUAACCAUUUGGAUACGGUGGUCAAGGUGGAGCGUAUGCGCAAAGCGAUCUUGGAAGGGCUGGAGGUGGAGUUUGCGAUGCCACCGCUACCACUAGUGGCGGGCGUCGUCGGAGGCUCGCUGGGUGGCCAACUAGGCGGCUGGCCGCGCGGACGAGGACGCGGCGCGCGACUUGAGAUUGCUGGGGUUGUCGUGGGCCAGUGGGGCGGUGGUAGCUACCCAACGCGCACUACUCGCUACCCACAACAGGUGAGCUACGUGGGCUACACGCCGCCGCCCCGCAACGCGUACGGCGGGCGCGGCUGGCGCGGGUCGCGCGGCGGCCGGGGCCGCGGCCGCGGGCGCGGCUCCGUGGCGGCGCCCGUCGCUCGCACCGCACGACGCACGCGCCGCGAUGUCGAAGAACCCGCUAAGCCCGCCACGCUCACUAUUAACGGGAAAACUGUUAGGCCUGAAGAUAUUAAUCAACAAGAGGAGGGCAGUCCUCAUGAGGACACUUCAGCACCUGACACUGAUGCUGAUGGUACACAGCCUCAGAAAAUGAAGACUGGCAAAAAUGUCAAGAAGAAUCUGGGGAAAGGAAAGAAAAAGAGCUCUGGCCAGAAGUCUGAUCUCGCCCAAACAUUGGAGGCUAAUGGCCCACUUGAUAAGAAUAAGGUGGCGGAGCAAUGCCACAAUUCUGAAAAGGAACACAUUGGUCAAGGUGAUGCACCAGUUUCAAACUAAAGUAUUCGUUUCUAAAGGUAAUUUCGUUAUUGUUUUAUUUUUGUUUAGUAAUGAUUUGAAAUCAACUUAGUUUAGUUUUUUCGUGGCUUUUGUUUUUAAACUUUAGUUGUCCUCAAGCAAGAACUUUUAAUAAACUUUUCGCAUAUCUACUUCACGAUUUAUACAACUUACCACAUACACAGAAAGACACAUGUGUACACACUUCUUGGGAAAAUACGUUGGAACGUAAUUGUUUUAGCACGUAAAAUAUAUGUUAGGGAUUUAGCUUGGAUAUUAAUCCACAGGUUAAGAUGUAUACGUGCCUGAAGAUCUAAAAGACUUCCCUAUUUUGAGACUGAUUUUGUAUUACUUUAAUUGAUACACAUAAGUGUUCAAUUAAUAAUAUUGUUAAAGACAAGUGGAGGCUCAUUUUAUGCCCCAAUUAAAUCCCAAAUAAGACAAACAAAGGCUCUAGCUAUUUUGUAUUGUACUAUGAGACCAAUAAUACUGAUGUAAACUGAAAAGCAAGAUCUAUAUUUCUAAAGAAAUAAUGUGACAAAAGGGACUAUACGGUUCUAUUAUUUGAGGUAGUUGAAUACCUCUUAGAAUAAGUAAUAAGAACCGGAAAAUACCCACUAUUUGACAAGUGAUAUUUAAAAUAUAAUUAUAUAUUGCUAAAUUGACCUGUUGAUUGUUAAGUCAUGUUUUAUUGAAAAGUGAGAUGACUUAGUGCAUAGUAUGUUUUAUUUAUUUACACAUAGUAUAUUUACAAUUUACCAAAUCAUAAUUUUUUACUUAUAAGAGGGUUUGGUCUAUGAAAUCUAUUUGGAAUAAUUCAAAUUCAAGUUAUUUAAAAUUUCAAAAAACCUUAAAUUACAUAAAGGCUUUCAACCACGAUUAAAUAAUCUCUAAGAAUUAAUUAAAUUUACCAAAAAUUUAAAAAAAUCUCGAUUGCAUAGACUAAACCAAAAUGUUUUCAGACUUGUUUUUGGGAUUUCUUAAGUCAUUGUUUAGGCUUUAUUGUGAUGUUGUUUGUUGUGUUAAAAAUAAAACAUGUCUGAAUAACCUUUAAUUAUUUAUAUCAAUCUCGGCAAAUAAUAUAAAGGCACAACGGGCUAUAUCAAUGUGGGAACUGUGAUUACAAAAUGUUUAUUGUUAAAUGUUCCAGUUAAGGACGAAACUCUGGUUAGUGGAACACUAAGUUAGUUUAAAAAGUGCAUUUAUUAAAUGAUUCUUGGUGCUUAGAAAUCUGUGGGACUGCCUGAAACGAGUCUGAAACUCAUAGAUUUAAGUCUAACGAUAAACGUUUAUUAAAACUGAAUGAGCAUUCGCAUUUUGACAUAUCCGCGUAAUAUAGGGUAUUAUUUCGAUAGGAAAUCUUAGAUUUGUUAUUAGUGAUAUAUUUAUAUGCAUUUUUGGGAUACUCAACAUUGCGAAUGUUCUUCAAUUUAUAUGUAUUUUUGUAAAUUUGUUAUAUUGUUAUACUUAAAUUUAGCUGGAAUGAGAAACAUCGAUAUAAGGACAGUCUUACUAAAUAACUCGAAUGGUGGAAUAACUGUCGCAAUUUGCUACGUUAAUGUACAUUCCAUUCAGAUCUUCUAAACAGUAAUUGCACAGUUCACGCUACUCGAGAAUGGAACUAAAUGAAGACUUUACAAUUUUGAACGCUUUAAACCCAGGCCAGAACAACACAAAAUAUGUUGCCACAAAACAUAUAAAUUAUAAAUAAUUGAUUGAAAGUAACAAUCAACUCUGAUCAGAACUUGAGUGCAAUGCACACACGCAGCAGCCACAACGCUGUUCCAAGACACUAAAUGCAAAUCAAAGUAUAUGCCUCUGAUUUUGUAAAGAUGCCACACAGUGGCUAGUGGAGGCCUACUGUCCUCCACUGUUCAGCUCGAGCGUUCAACUUGCAUGUGGACGCUCACAUUGCAAAGUAUUCGCAAGCUGUCGCCAAGAGCGAUACGCACUUUAUAUUAUACAUUUAAACAUUUAUAUAAUUAUUGCUUGCUUAUAAAAUAGACACCAUGUUAGCGUUAGAAUUUUAACUUCAAUGUAUUUUGAUUUGUUUAAGAAUUAUGUAUAACAAUGGUAAAGCAUGUGAAAAAUAAUCUUAUAAUAUGGGGAUUCUUUCAGAUUAUAAUGUUAACUUUCUUACACUGAUUGGUAUUCUUAAAAUGUUACCAAAACAUAAUUGGAUUGUUAAGAUACCUUUGUUAGUCUCCAUUAAUUCAUGUUAUACAUAUUAUCACAUACUUAAAAACUAGAUGAUUCAAAAGAGAAGUAGAUUUUAUUUAUCUCUUUUAAUCGAUUAUUCACUAUAGUUUUAGAUUAUUCUCAACAAUAUGAUAACUUUUACUAUCUACAUUUAAUACAUUUUGUUUGCUGACAAUGGUCACGAUUAUCAACAUAUAAUAAUCAAAAUAUAUUAGAAUACUUGUCAUGUUAAACAUACAUUUUUCGUAAUUGAAGUAGCAAACGUGGAACCGUGGCUUUUUGAAAACACUUAUAACUUAAGAACCUACGUACGUAAACCCGCAAUGUGAAAUUUAAUAAUAGUUCAUAAAAUUAUGAACUCAAAAUUUGGAUGAAAUUUAAAUUGUAAAGAGUUGUAUUUGUCUUCAAAUAAAACGUUCCAUUAUUAUGAAAGUAUGUUUUAUUUCAUUCCUUUAAUUUUAGCCUUUUGUGAACCUCUGUGAUCGUGGUUUCUUCUAAAUUUGCUAUAUGACUAAUAACAAUCUGAGCAGCAUCUUUGAUGUCAUUGUAUUGGUGGAGCAGCUUUACUUGAAUAUAUUUUUUCGCAUUUAGCAAUUGAUCAAUUUCCAUUUCUAUUUCAAUGAGUUUGUUGUAAUUUUCUUUCAAGUUUCUUGACAUUUUUCCUGUCAAAUGAUAAUUGUGAUUUUCAAUAUAAUAGUCGUAAUUACAGUAAAACGAGUUACAUAGAAUUUGAGGGUUGAAUCAAUACUUGAAUAAUUACCCUACACCUAUCCAUUCACCCCUCUUCUGUACCUAUCCCCCCCCCCCUCCUCGUGGACAUUGGAGAGAUAUAGCAUCAAUUAUUAACGCAGCACUCAUUGUAUGUUUUGAGUAUGAAGUUCGACAGCUUUUUCUAGGUUUUGAGUGAAGACUGACCCCCUUAGGGAAGAAUCAUCAAAUGACUUCUCUCGCCCAGGGUAUUGCGAGAGAGAGUGUCAGACUUAUUGACUCAGCCUCCAUUCCUUUCCUUCUCCAACUCCAGGCCCAGACCGCAGUACUUCAUUGUGCUUGCGGCCCUUUCGGUCCAUAAGUGAUGAACUGCCCUGACCCAACGGAUGCUGGAGCAAACUGAGUAAAACUAGCUUACUACGAAAAUGCAAGCAACAACAAAUAAGAACAAUAUGAUAAUUUCGUGAACAAAUUUCAUAUUAAUUACCUAUAUAUUUUAAGUGGGUGGUGGAUAAGUUAUAAUUUGUACCACAUGUAAUUGUUUUAAAUUUCUUCAAAAAAAGUAAGCGGUCAAACAUAAUGAAUAAAGUUACCAGACAUAAAUAAAAUUAAAUAAUAGAAAUAACAUUAAUGAAAUAAUAAUAUAUAGAAAGAAAUAAUAGCAGUUGAGGAAAUUAGUUGUGAUUUUAAAAAAAUAAAUUCAAGGUGAUAUUUAAAAAAAACACAAUUUAAGUAGCAUAUUUUAUUCAAGAUCAUUAAUGUCAAUUGGUUUACUGACACCCAUAGCACAAGCUAACAUGCUAUUUAUGUGUCUACCUUCUUCAGCUUUAAACACAUAUCCAUUUGACUUAUCUACUAAUUUUCGAAUAUUGAGUAAACUUUCUGUUUUAUACAAAUUUACUAAUUGAAAAGAAACUAAACUAUAGUCUUCAAUGAUAGAAACAAAGGCACUAUUUAAUUUUUUAUGUUUGCUGGUAAAUGUAUCAGUAUCUAAACUGUCUAGCAAAUAAUUUAAAUCCAGCACUUCUGUAUAGAAGUCUAUGCCAAACUGCAGUUUGUCCAUAUGUUUUUUUAACAAAUCGGCUUUUGUUAGUAAAUUGAUAUGUGGCAAUCCAAUUUUUAACAUCGCACUCAGUGAUAACAUUAAAGCUGCAAUAAAUUUUCCAGCAUCAGAACAAUGGUGUGAGUCCACUAAAUGGACAACACAAAAUUGUAGAUUUCCAACACUACCAAGUUCUGAAAAUAUGUUGCUUAAACUUUUGUGGUGACAAUAGAGUUCUACCUGCCCAGGUAGGUCAAAUAUGUAAUUAGUGUAGUUUUCACCAUUAAUUUGACUUAGAAGCCACUGAAUAUUUUUUUCUAAAAACUCCAUACAGUAUAAUAAAGCUCCAUUGGGACCAAGGUGGUGCUGAUCCAUCACCUCUUCUAGAGAAAUUAGUUCCCUAAUGUCAAUGUCUGGUUUGUAAGAUGUUACAUCAUUGGCCGGAUCUAAAUUAAUUACCACAACAUUUCUUCCUAGUUUUCGUAAAAGUUCUGACAUUUUUCCACAGUAAGUUGUUUUUCCUGCACCUGGAGGCCCCAAAACCAGUUGACCAUAGUAUUUUUGAACAGACUUAAAUUUUUUUGCACUCACUGUAGCCAUUUUAAGCUUCUGUUUUACUUAUUAAAUUUAAUAUUACUUCUUUACAAGCUUUGACUGUUUCAAUGUCAUAUGAUUUGAGAUUUAUAAAUAUACAAAGUGGUUUUGUAAUCUUAAUUGCUUCCGCCAAGUAUCUCGCCGCAACUUGUGGUUCUUCUCCUGCAGCACCAAAAAUAACUUUUGUUGUAUAAAUAUCAUUAGUACCUAAAGGACUAUGAACUUGAUCUUUUUGUAUCAUUAACAUGCUUCCAAUCUUCUGAUAUUGUGAUACAAUAAGCAUAAUUUUAUCAGAGUACUCAGCAAAAACUAUUUCUGUGGGUACAUCAUCUAUAUCUGCAGCAAUAGACUUGAACAACUGCUGAUCACUUUCACUUGGGAUAUGUUUAAUAGUUAAGUUUUUCAUAAUAUCUAGGAGUUCCAUAUUGACAGAUAGUGUAUCUAAAAUAGAAACUUAUAUUGACUUUUCUGCUUGUUGGUGCCAAAAACACACUACAAAAAUGGUAAGGGUCAACUUAAUUUAAAAUAACAAAGUUUGAAUUUCAGAUUUAAGGAAACCAAUACAAUAGUUAAGAAUAUAUAAAAUAAUAGUCCGUGAGCAGCAUUAGGAGUUGUUUUCUUUUCCUUACAGGCUUGUAGGUAUAUACUUACUUUUUUGAAAGAAAUCUUUUUAAUGAAAAUUUAGGGGACACAUGUAAAAAGAAAUCAUAAGCUGUAAAAGUAUUUCACAGAUAUCAAACUGAUAUUGUAUAAAAAAAGUUUUACAAUGGGUAUAUUGAAUACUGAAACUGGUUUGAAGAUUCCUACCUUGCUUGGUGACUUUUAAAGAAAAAUUGUUAUAUCCAUCCAAUGGUUAUGAUUGUGCCAAACUUGUUGAUAACGCUGUAUUGUGGAUGUGGACAUAAAGCACCUUUUGAUGACAAUUCGUUUUCACACGUUUUGUUUGGACUUGGAAUGCUUGGAUUUUCAGAAGUAGUCUGUGUGUGUAUCUAAUGCAUCGGUUUCUAAGAUAUCACAGAUAACUAUAUAUUUCUUAGGUAACGAAUGAAACAACUUGGUGUUGAUUUCAAACCUCAAUACAUUAUUUUCCGCUGUUCCCAAAUAUAAGCACUACGUUUAUUACAGACUUACAGAAUUGAUAGGUGAUAUUUGAACCAUAGACUAAG
Molecule: messenger RNA, 8748 nt
Organism: Spodoptera exigua (beet armyworm)
Lineage: Eukaryota; Metazoa; Arthropoda; Insecta; Lepidoptera; Noctuidae
Source: the annotation of a GenBank genome assembly